Messenger RNA from Aethalodelphis obliquidens (Pacific white-sided dolphin), 5685 nucleotides. RefSeq names its product coiled-coil domain containing 171 (gene CCDC171). The record is from RefSeq and is a predicted model, not a curated record. The transcript has 28 exons. NCBI's taxonomy places the organism in Eukaryota, Metazoa, Chordata, Mammalia, Artiodactyla, Delphinidae. Bases 1506 to 5507 code for a protein of 1333 amino acids.
GAACAAAAGAGGAUUUGGUUUUCCAAUCUCCCUGAGGCGGCAGCGGCUACCAGGAGAAACCAAAGUAUAAAUUAUCAACGAGGAAAGCGUGCGUGGGGUGCGUGUGUAUAUGUGUGUGUGUCGGGGGUGGGGAAGAGGACGAGGGUAGGAAAGGGAGCUGGGGCACUUGCUAAGGCUCUGAGGACUUUUUCGUGAGGUACCUCGUUACGUAAUAUUUAUAACGAAAGGCGUUGCAGCUGCAUCAGCGCGCUGGCCCGCAUUUUGCGUCCCCGUUUACAACCACCAGCUGGGAUACAAUGGGGAUGGGAGGAGGGGACUAGAAGCGUCCGGCAGGCGGAUAGCGGUCUGAACAGCGGGAAACCAAUCAUUGGUGCAGAAGCGAGCCCAGGGAAUUUCCCCCGGUUCUGGCACCAGACCACGGACCCCGAGGGGCUGUCGUGACCCUACGGAUCAGCAGGGCAGCCAGCUUAAAAAUGCAGCAUCUGGGAUCAGUCCUCUUAAGAUUUUUAUUCAGUAGGCGGGGAAAAGGAGCUAGGGCUUAGAAACCUGCCUUUUCAGUCGGCUCUCUGGGGAUUCUGGGACGGUGACCCGGGCACCUCACACUGAGACCACCACACUGGAACGUGGGCCGAGGGGUCCUCAGGCGGAGGUAGAAGGGGGGAGGGCCCGCGCCAGGCGCGGAACCGCGCGCGGCCGCGAGCGCGCCGCUCCCCAGCAACAGCGCAUGCGCCGGUCGCCUUCCAGAAAAGCCGCGCAGCUUCGCGGGCCCGGAUCUUCCAAUCGGAGCCCGGCGUUCUCUGAGUGUGUAUCCUGGAGCUGUCGGCUGCCGGAGGCGGGAGGAAAAGGGCCGCCCGGGCCCGGGCGGGGCCGCGGCCGGCGAAAGUCUGCGGAGGUCUGCCAGGGAAGUCGAGUCUCCGGAAGUGGCAGUUGUAAACACCGUCUCCCUGGGGCUGGUCUCCCUCUUGUUCCCCCCUGUGCUCUUUGUUCCCCCUCCCUGGGUCCUAGAGUCCGUCGUGUUCCAACAGUUUUUGCUCUGACCCCGCGGCCUGCCUGGGCCUCUUUCUGCCUUUGAGAUCCGAAGCUGCCCCAGGGGUCUUGGGUGUGCAGUCUGGAUCACGGGAGACCCCUGAGGUCAAACUAUUCUGCAUCAGCUGUGUGAAUCACUGACUGUUUUGAAGAUCCCUUAGUGUUUGGCUGUAGGAGCCAUUAGAUAUUGGACUUCUGCUGGGGAUACCAAGAGACCUUGUGAGAUCUUCAUAUUUGUGUCUAUUUGGAGUUAGUUAUCGAGAUGUUUACCCAAAGAUUCCUUCAUACUGUAGUAACUUACAGUUGUUGACUCUGUAUAAUUUGGAGUAUCUCUGGUAGAAGAGUGUUCUGGAGAGAAGGCCAGGACUUCAGCCCAUGUAACCUGUAAGCCACAGACGUCUUGGACAGUUUUAAUCAUUAAUAACGAAGUAUAUCAUUAAGCAACAGUGGGGUAUUUUGAAAGAGUUGGAAGACUCAUCAUGAGUUUGAAUAUUUCAAAUAAUGCCUCCGGUGAUAUCCAAAGGUUGAAGAAUGCCUCAUCUGAUAUAAAACAAAUGGUUAAAAAUGAAACAGACUUGGAUAUUACUGCUGAUCUCAGAAAGAAACUCCAUCGGGCUAAGAAAGAAAAAUUAGAAAUAACAACUAAGCACAAUGCAGAGCUGGCAAGCUACGAGAGCCAGAUUGCCAAGCUACGAUCCGAGGUUGAAAAAGGAGAGGCAUUGCGACAAAGUCUGGAAUAUGACCUGGCUGUUGCUAGAAAGGAAGCUGGACUCGGAAGGCGGGCUGCUGAAGAAAGAUUAGCGGAGGCACAUAGGAUCCAAGAAAAACUCUGUGCUCAGAAUGCAGAACUUCAGGGAAAGGCAAGUGGGAUGGAGAAAGCAUUCCAGACUUCCCAGCAGAAAUGGAAAGAAGAAUGCAGAAGAUUUGAAUGUGAUUUGGAGGAAAGAGACAAUAUAAUUCAAAACUGUGAUCAAAAAUAUGAUUUACUUAUGAAAGAAAAAAGCAGACUAGAGAAAACUGUACAGGAAACGUUGGAAAAACAUCAGCAGGAGAAGAAUGAGAUGGAGUCUCAUAUCAGGAAGACAGCAUUGGAGGAAUUUAGAUUACAAGCAGAACAAUGGGAAGCAGAAAGAAGAGAGUUACAAUUUAUAGUACAGGAGCAAGAUAAUGCUUUACAAAAUAUGCAUGAGAAAGUAGAAAAAUUAGAAGCCGAACACAUGGAGUGCUCUGACCUUUUACGUCGACAGACAAGUGAAUUCGAAUUUAGCACUCAACGAGAGGAACGUCUUAGAAAAGAGUUUGAGGCAACUACUCUAAGAGUGAGGAAAUUAGAAGAAGAUAUUGAAGCAGAGAGAGCAGCACAUUUGGAAUCGAAAUUUAAUUCUGAAAUUAUUCAGUUACGGAUUCGAGACCUUGAAGGAGCUUUGCAGGUAGAAAAGGCCAGCCAAGCAGAAGCUGUUGCUGAUUUGGAAAUGAUCAAGAAUGAAUUCAAAGAAGUUGAAAGUGCAUAUGAACGAGAAAAGCAUAAUGCACAAGAGAGCUUUGCAAAACUAAAUAUAUUAGAGAGAGAGUAUUUCUCCAAAAACAAGAAACUAAAUGAAGAAAUCGAGGAACAGAAGAAAGUAAUUAUAGACCUUUCAAAGAGACUCCAGUAUAAUGAAAACAGUUGCAGUGAAUUACAGGAAGAACUUGUAAUGGCUAAGAAGCACCAGGCUUUUCUGGUAGAGACAUGUGAAAAUAACGUGAAAGAGUUGGAAUCAAUCUUGGACAGCUUUUCUAUGUCUGGCCAGUGGACAUCAGGCAUCCACAGGGACAAAGAUAAACCUCCCAGCUUCUCUGUUGUCCUUGAGAGUUUGAGGCGUACCUUGACAGAUUACCAGAACAAGCUGGAAGAUGCAUCUAAUGAGCUAAGCAACAUGAAUCAUGCUAAGGAAAAGACAUCUAAUGAACUUGAGUCUACCAAACAGAAGGUAGAGUCUCAUGCUAAAAAUAUAAAGUACCUUCAGGAUAAAUUGGCUGAUGUCAAUAAAGAAUUAAGUCAUUUACGCACUAAAUGUGCAGACAGAGAGGCUCAAAUAAGCACUUUAAAAGUGGAACUACAAAAUGUGCUGCACUGUUGGGAGAAAGAAAAGGCGCGAGCAGCCCAAUCUGAAAGUGAGCUGCAGAAGCGUUCCCAGACUUUCCAUACGGAUACCGAGGAGAAGCUAACCUUCCUUCAUACCUUGUAUCAGCACUUGAUAGCAGGCUCUGUGCUCAUAAAACAACCAGAAGGCAUGCUGGAUAAAUUCUCUUGGUCUGAGCUUUGUGCAGUUUUGCAGGAGAAUGUUGAUGCCCUGAUCGUAGACCUCAACAGGGCUAAUGAGAAGAUAAGUCAUCUAGAGUAUAUCUGUAAAAACAAGUCUGAUACGAUGAGAGAGCUUCAGCAAACCCAGGAAGACACCUUUAACAAAGUGACAGAGCAGAUCAAAGCCCAGGAGAGCUGCUGGCACAAGCAAAAGAAGGAACUGGAGCUGCAGUACUCCGAACUCCUCCUGGAGGUACAGAAGAGGGCACAGAAAUUUCAAGAAAUUGCUGAAAAAAAUACGGAAAAGUUGAACCGUAUUGAGAAGUCACAUGAACAAUUGGUUGUUGAAAACACACAUUUCAAAAACUUGUUAUCACAGACUAAAAGGGAACAAACAUCCUUGCUGGCGGCCUGCGCAUUGAUGGCUGGUGCCUUAUAUCCUCUGUAUAGCCGAUCAUCUGCCUUAUCCACACAGAGAGAUUUUCUCCAGGAGCAGGUCAACACCUUUGAGUUGUUAAAAUUGGAAGUUAGAACUCUAGCCCAGGCUUUGUCAAUUGUAGAGGAAAAGAAGCAAGAGGAAGCCAAGAUGAAGAAAAAAGCAUUCAAAGGAUUAAUACGUGUAUUCCGGAAAGGUGUUAUUGCAAUUUUGGCAGCAAACAGACUCAAGAUUUUGGGCCAGUCGUGUGCCUCUCUUUUUACCUGGAUGGAGAGUUUCAAAGAAGGCAUAGGCAUGUUAGUGUGUACAGGAGAGCCCAAAGACAAGCAUAAAUUUCCAAAACAUCAAAAGGAGCAGUUACGUUGUUUGCGAACUCUCAGUUGGCUCACCAGUUCUGACCUUCUUGUUGCAAUAAUCAGUUCUAUGGCUGAGUUACAGGAAGCUAUUAGUAAAACAGAUCCAAAUUCCAGAAUUUGUGGACAUUUGCUUAUAGGAGCAGCCAAGAGUUCUUUUGCAAAACUCAUGGAUAAAAUUAAUCUGGCAAUGGACAGUAUACCUUUGCACAGGAGCAGGAGUAUUAGAUAUGUGGAAAAAGAUUCCCUGGUUCAGAGGCUGGCCCGUGGACUUCAUAAAGUAAACACACUGGCCCUGAAAUACGGUCUAUGUGGCCACAUGCCCAUUUUGAAAAGCACAGCAUCAUUACAGAAACAAAUAUUUGGAUUUACACAAAGACUGCACACAGCAGAAGUGGAGCGCCGCUCACUACGCUUAGAGGUCACAGAACUGAAACGAAAUGUGAAUGAACUGAAGAAGGAGCUUGACAAAACCCAGGGUCUUCAGAUGCAGUUAAAUGAAGUUAAGCAGUCAAAAUUGAUCACCCAUGAGAAGUUUGCAAGUGCAUGUGAAGAAUUGAAUAAUGCAUUACUACGGGAACAGCAGGCUCAAAUGCUAUUGAAUGAGCAGGCACAGCAACUACAGGAGUUGAAUUAUAGGCUUGAAUUACAUUCCAGUGAGGAAGCUGACAAAAACCAAACUCUUGGAGAAGCUGUUAAGAGUCUCUCCGAGGCAAAGAUGGAGCUGAGAAGAAAAGAUCAAUCUCUGCGUCAGCUCAAUAGACAUCUUACCCAGCUGGAGCAGGACAAGCGUCGACUGGAGGAGAACAUCCAUGAUGCAGAGAGUGCCCUCCGCAUGGCAGCCAAGGACAAAGAAUGUGUUGCUAAUCAUAUGAGAACAGUAGAAAAUGUGCUUCAUAAGGUCAGAGAUCAGAUCUCGCUGUCACGGACUGCGGCAAGUAGGAAUGACUUCACCCUGCAGCUACCCAGACUGCACCUGGAGACCUUUGCAAUGGAGGGGCUCAAGGGCGGGCCAGAGGUUGUAGCGUGCCAGGCUAUGAUUAAAAGUUUCGUGGAUGUCUACCAGCUUGCAAGCACUAGAAUUGCUACACUGGAAAAGGAAAUGACAUCUCAUCGAAGUCACAUUGCAACCUUGAAAUCAGAACUUCACACAGCUUGUUUACGUGAAAAUGAAAGUUUACAAUCAACAGGAUCACAAGACCAUUCAAAUCUCUCCAUUCCUUCAAGAGCUGCUCUUCCUCGUGACACAAUUGACGUUGGGGAUCUUUUGCCAUUGAAAGCUGAACCUGACACAACUUACACUUUCUUAAAGGAGACACUUAUAAAUCCUGCGCCCCUGUCGUCAUCUCACUCCUCUCCAGUGAUGAUGUCUGCUACUGCCGGGAGACCAGCUCAGAUUGGAUUAUGACUUUAUGAAAUAAAAAGGAUGCAGGAAGAGUUAACAGUACAAUUAAAAUUGUUUUGAAGGGGGAUUUUCUUAUCAGUUGAAUUUUGCUUCAGCACAAGUGGCCGUGGGUUUUUAAAAAUUGUGUGAUACCUUGAUGUGUACAGGUAUCUGUGUCCCUUGAAUAAUGAAAUAACCAACU